AUGGGUAGACCAUCGUCCAAAUCAUCUGUUGAAAAAGAGAAAUUGAGCAACACUCGAUCAUUCAUUCAGGAAAACGUUCAGCGACGAUUCACCAAUGUGACCAGCACUGUUCGUCGACGAGCGACUAUGGUUAUGGUGGGUGAUUAUAGUCAAGAUCUUGUCAGCGAGGACGGCGAUGUUGAACGGCUCGAACAACAUAUUGGAACUGAUAAAAAGAUUUCACUCACUCGAUCAUCGAUUGUGAGUCAGUUUGCGGAUAAACUGUCACCAAAUGAGUACAAGUCGAAUGCUCAUAGGAAAACGAAUUUGUACUCUAAUAGUCAGGUGCCGCGGAAUCGUGAUUCGAUCGCUCCAGAGAAAAAUAGAAAGUUCGAUGAAGGUGCCAUCAAAGCCAUUAUUUUGGAUUCUCGUUCAUUUGGAGACUUUCGUCGCGUUGGCGUGCAGUCUUUCCUGCAAGUUGCAACGCCGGGAUACAAAGGUCCUACUGCUCGGACAGUUCAGAGGAAUUUGAAGAUUCUGUACAAUGACAAAAAGAAGGCACUGAUACAGCAGUUGAAAAAUAUUCAACACAUCUCCAUUACGACUGACACGUGGUGCAGUGGUCGGAAACGCCAUUAUUUAUACAUUACAGCUCACUUCGUUUCAUCGCACUACGAACAACGUGGAACUAUUCUGAGCUUCUGUCAAUUUCACGGAAGAAGCUUUGCUAUGCGUCUACGGCGACAUCCAAAAGUGAAGCAAACGAUAUGUGAAAUUUCCUCAUCAUCUUCGGCCGCAAACGGCGAAACCAACGACGAAGAAGACAGCUCCGACAACAAUUCUGGCGAGGAAUCCAUUGCCGAUAGAUCAUCCAAUCACGAUUCCAGUGAUGAACAGUCUAGUCAGGAAGAUAGCGAUGGUGUCCAAGAUCUCGAUAGUGCUGAUGAUUGGUCUGAUUCGGAUGACGAGGAGAUCGUGGCAUUAGGUUUGCAAGAUGUCGAUAUUCUCAUGACGAAAUGUCGCAAAUUCAUUGUUACUAUUCGGAAAUCAAGCAUCCUCAAUGACGCUUUUCGGAAGUUGGCACGUGAUGUGAUUUCAAUCGAGCUAGUUCAAGACAUGAAGAUCCACUGGAGCUCCACCUUUAAGAUGAUCCAGCGACUGCUUCUCUAUCAAAAUGUUCUUGGAACAUUUUACGACAAUCUCGAUACAAUCGACGGUGUGACGGCGGGGCAGUGCAAGAAAAUCAUUGAAUCGAAACCCACAAAGUGGUUCAACGACACCACGGAAAUUCUCUCGGACAGAUCUUACCCAGCUUUAUCGCUAGCCUAUCCCGUGAUUUACUCACUAAACAAUUAUUUAAACGAUCGUACGGGUGAUGCGACUGAGAACGCAGCGAAGGAGAUUAUGGUUGCAAGAUUCGACGAAUACAUCUUGCCAGAGCUCGAAACUAAGCAUGCUGUUCUGCGCAGCGUUUUUGCACCCACUCGUUCACGACAUGUUGUCAUCGGAACACAAACAGACGGCAGAGAAGGUUUUGUUGAAUGA
Messenger RNA from Adineta ricciae, 1524 nucleotides. The record is from the annotation of a GenBank genome assembly. Lineage: Eukaryota; Metazoa; Rotifera; Eurotatoria; Adinetida; Adinetidae.